Molecule: messenger RNA, 992 nt
Organism: Cadophora gregata
Lineage: Eukaryota; Fungi; Ascomycota; Leotiomycetes; Helotiales; Ploettnerulaceae
Exons: 5
Coding region: 44-523 (159 amino acids)
Biological process (GO): translation
Cellular component (GO): cytosolic large ribosomal subunit; ribosome
Molecular function (GO): structural constituent of ribosome
Source: RefSeq, a predicted model, not a curated record
UUGAGGAACGACUUGUCAAAGAUCAGAUCAACUCAUCACAAAAAUGCCACACCACUCGAGCCAAGUGUCUUCGGACUUGAUCUGGGAGAUCGUUGGAGCCCAAAAUGCCUUCCUCGUGAAGCGCGCCCAAUCCGGAGGUGUCCGAUUCUCUCGCGAUCCUUUGAACUUGGUCAACAAGCACUCCCGCAAGCACGCCGGGUUCGUCAACGAGAAGGCUGUCGGAAUCCAAGCUGCUGAGGGCGACAAGGGAGGAGUUACUUUGGUCACCAAGAAGCAACAGCACGCUCAAAAACCAGGUGCCGCUGCCCACAAGACCACCUUCGGCGGAAACAAGACCACCAGAAAGACCUACAAGGCCAUCGUCUCCAGCACCGCCAAGUCUGGAUACCGACCUGAUCUCCGUGCCCCAGCUGUUGCCCGUGCCUCUGCCAUCCGUUUCUCCCAGCGCCCUAAGAAGGAUAUUCCAGAGUCGAAGGUUCGUGGAGCUAAGGCAAAGAAGGCGGCUGCUGCGAAGGAUGAGUAAAUCGGGAUGGGCAUAAAUGGAAAUGGGAACGGUCUUGCUAGUUACUCAUGAAUAGAGCACAAUUCCAGGAGUUACUUUGGCAGCCAUUGAGAUGAUUGUUCAAGCUUCAUGCAUCAGUGAGAUUUGGAAUGUGACCCAUUGGGGCUCUUGAGGACGUGUUGGGACUGGAUUCUGUAUGAAAGCUGCAGCUGUCCCGAGAUCAAUCGGCUAUAGCGAAUUUCGGAAUCUCAAAAGCCCAUCCGACAACUCCCAAACUUACAGCCGUGGAUGCAUGUACCUUAUGAAAGUAGGUUUCCGACACGUGAAGAUCGUGAACAGCCGCUCCAACAAGAAGAAGCCUCGUCCGAUCCUCUCCGAAACAAAGCUACCUCGGCGAAGCGUUGUUCCUAGUGCUAAAUAUAAUCUCAAAAUCCACCUGGGCUCGCUGGGGACACAUCCAUCAUUGUUGCUUCAUUUUCCAAAACACAAA